Messenger RNA from Funneliformis geosporum, 888 nucleotides. Lineage: Eukaryota; Fungi; Glomeromycota; Glomeromycetes; Glomerales; Glomeraceae. The record is from the annotation of a GenBank genome assembly.
AUGACAUCCGUUCGAUCAGAAUUAGUAUUCCUAGUAAACACGUCUUCAUCAGUGCGAAGAGAUGCGACAUUUUGUAAAACGAUACAAUCUCUAAAAUUCCUAUUAUAUUCUCUUCCUCAAGAUUGUUAUUUCAAUAUAAUUUCAGUUGAAGACAAUCAUUAUAACAAGCUUUCUGAAACAAGCAAUCCAAAAAGCAAAAGAUUAUUUUCUAAAGCUCUUGGGUUUAUUAAUGAUUUCGAGUUGGAAUCUAAUUACGAAGAAUGUGAAGCAUGUGAAGCAGUUGAUAUUUAUGAGCCGUUGAAAUGGGCCAUUGAAAAUUCUUUGUCAGACAUGCCGUCCACAUUAUUUCUUUUAACAGAUAAUAAAGUUGAAAAUAGAGAUGAUUCUGUAGGUUGUGAGAAUUUCAUCGAAAAUUUAACGAACGUCGGAAGGGGUUACACACAAUUUCUUGCAACAAAUGAAAGAAUUGAAAAGAAAUUACGAAGUAUGUUACGAAAUGCUGUUACCCAUCCGAUUACAGAUUGUAGACUUAUUUGGACGACAACGAAUGGAGAACAAGAUGUUAUUGAAGAAAUUCCAGCACUUUAUAAUGGAAAUAGAUUUACCUUUUAUUGCAUUGAGGAAAAUGAAGCUUCCGUUAACGAUAAACUUUUAAUUACCGCCAAUUCCCUUGAUGGAAUUAUUGAAUUGAAAUUCGCUAUCGAAAAUAUUGUCUUAGAAGGGAAUAAAAUUCAUGCUUUGGCAGCUAAAAAACUAAUUGAAUCUUUUCAAGAUGGGAAUUCUUAUAUUCAUUAUCAAAACAAUGGUUAUAUGAGUGAGGAUCAAAUUAAAGAAGAAAUUGGUUCACUAAGUAAUUUAUAUAAUCUUGCUACAUCCCGCACGAGGUAA